AUGAGGGCGUGUGUGCAGGCCUCAUUUCUGCUGUGUGUCCUGGCGAGUGUAUUAUCUACGCCAUGUCUGCCUGAGGAGUUUACUUGUGCGAGAGGCGGCUGUGUAUCUGAGGAGCAUGUAUGUGAUUUCAGAGAGAACUGUGAAGAUGGCAGUGAUGAGACAAACUGUUCACAGUUUGUGAGAUGUGACUUUGAGGAAGGUUUCUGUGGUUUUCAACUUCAAAAUGAACAUCAUGUUUGGAUAAGAGGAUCAGGUUUGAGCUGUCCUAGUACCAAGGCAGACCACAGAGAAAAUGUUACUGGUCACUGCCUCUAUAUAAACUCAAAAAAUGGAGGAGGAGUCACCGCUGAAAUAUACAGUCCUCACUUCCAGCCUUCACAGACAUGCUGGCUAACUUUCUAUCAGCAUAUUGGGAUGCUGGCAGGGGCUUUGCAAGUUCUGAUCCAGUUCAUAUCUUCAGGAGAGAUGCAGGAGGUUUGGUUUCUUUCUGCCUCCAAUCCUGAUCCAUACAAUCUUCCCUGGAUGCGAAGAGUGGUGGUGUUAAACAGCAGAGAGGAGUUUAAGGUUGUGAUUAGAGGAUUGAUAUUCUACAGCAGUGACCCAUAUGCAGUUGUAGCAAUUGAUGAUGUGUCCUUCAGCAGAGGAUGUGUGGCAGCAGUAGAGACUGACAUCAAGGCACCUCUUCCAGCUCAAUGCCUCCCAUCUCAGUUUUACUGUGGGGAAAACGUCUGUGUAGAUGGGGUGAAAGUGUGUGACUUUUCAUUAGAUUGCCCCAAUGGAGAGGAUGAGGCCAAAUGUUCAGCACAGUGUGAUUUUGAGUCUGAUUCAUGUGGCUGGUAUGAGGUUUUCCAGAGUGAUGGAUUUGAAUGGGCGAGAGGCUCAGCUAAUGGAGUCGCCAUAGAUUAUCCGGACCAAACACCACCCCAGGACCACUCUACUAAUACAAGUGCAGGCCACUUCAUGUUUAUUUUCAAGAAGAGCAGUAGGCUUUCCCAGCAGGCUUUACUGCGCAGUCCUACAUUCCAGCAAGCAAGUUCAGAUUGCAUCAUGACCUUCUGGCACUAUAAUUCUGGCCAUUCUGUUGGUGCUGCUGAAAUGCAUCUGGUGAUAGAGGACUCAGACAGCAUCACUAUGCUUUGGCAAACACUUUACAACCAAGGUAACCAGUGGCACCCUGUAAUCAUCCAGAUUGGAAGGCAGACCAGGCCUUUCCACAUCUCAUUUGCAAAACUGAGCCUGGCUGUGUAUGAAGGAGUCUCCGCUCUAGAUGAUUUUAUGUUCCAUAACUGCUCAUUGCCCAAGGCUGUGGAGAUGUGCCCAACUCCUAAUCACCUUCACUGUGGCCGGAGCAAAGCAUGUGUGGACUAUUUUCAGAUCUGUGACCUGAUCGAUGACUGUGGAGAUGGAACAGACGAGGAAAACUGCUCGCCAGAGCUAAUGUGUGACUUUGAGGAAGAUCUGUGUAGCUGGACUCAGGAACAUGAGGAGGAUAUGUUUGAUUGGACCCAUAUCCAAGGGCCCACUCCCACUUUCAACACGGGCCCAUGGAAGGACCACACACGAGCCAGUGCGGAUGGCCACUUCCUCUUUAUCGAAUCUUCAGAGCCACAGAAGUUCAAAGACACCGCCGUUCUUAUCAGUCGGCCUUUUCUCCGAACUCCUCGCCUAGGUCCUGAAUCCAAACCACCCUGUGUUUUCAGAUUCCACUAUCACAUGUUUGGCCAGCAUGUGUUUCAUUUGGCCGUGUACAUGCGCACACGUAACAGUGGGCGGGGGAACUUGUUGUGGGUUCGCUAUGGUGACCAAGGCAACUUCUGGUACAGGAAGACACUGCUGAUCAACAGUGCCCACCACUUUCAGAUUUUACUGGAGGGGACUGUUGGUGAUGACUUCAGAGGAGAUAUUGCCAUAGACGAUCUGUCUUUCCUUGGCUGUCAGCCUUAUGAUGGUGAAUUACCCUCAAAGGAGCCCAGCACCUUUGCCCCCAUCCCCACCUUGUCAGCAGCACCCCCUCAUAGCUGCCCUUCUGACCAGUUUGUGUGCUCAACUACAAGAGAGUGUGUGAGCCUCAGUCAAGUGUGUAACUUCACACCAGACUGCUCCGAUAGCUCUGAUGAAGAGCACUGUGUGAAGCAGCAUUGUGAUUUUGAAGGGGAUGCUUUUUGUGGAUGGUAUUUAAGUGUCCCAGCCACUCCUGUUCCUCCUCAUGCCUUUCGCUGGCAGACAGGACAAGGGGAGAAUAUUCACCAAGGAGAACAGAACCACAGACCUGCUAAUGACCACACACUUGGUUCAUCAGAGGGUUGGUAUAUAUUUGCGGACAGCUCCAAUGGAGGAUAUGGUCACACCACUGAUCUCUUGACUGCUCCCAUUAAAAUAACAGGGCCCCAGUGCACUCUUGUGUUCUGGUAUCACAUGAGUGGCUUUACUGUUGGAACGUUGCAGGUCUUCAUCAAAUCAAGUGCUGUCACACAUGAAGUUUGGUCCCAAAAUGGUAACCAAGGCAACCGCUGGAGGCGGGGCGAGGUCUUCAUAGGAAUCUGUCAUAACAUCCAGGUGGGUCUUCGAGCCAAGAGAGGCAUCAGCUACAUGGGGGAUAUUGUUGUUGAUGACGUGGCAUUUGUGGACUGUGCCCCUCCAAUAACGUCAGAUCUUCCUUGUGCUAACAACAAGUUCAUAUGUGCCAAUGGUCACUGUAUCUCUGAGGACAACUUGUGUGACUUUAUUGAUCACUGUGGAGAUGGCUCAGAUGAGAAUCAUUACAUAUGCAAGGGAUACAGCGGUCGCUGCAAUUUCGAAUUUGACCUUUGCUCCUGGAGACAGAGCCAAGAUGAUGACUUUGAUUGGUUGAUAAAACCAGGAAAUAUGCACACACAUGGGACUGGGCCAUCCACUGAUCAUACCCUCCGUAAACCAUCAGGCCACUACUUAUAUCUAGAUGGGUCCUUCCCACAGACAACUGGACAUACUGCCCAAAUUCAAGGACCUCUUUUCCACCACUGCAGCAAAGACUGCAAAGCAGGAUCCUGUCCACCAGGUUCUCUACAGUGUACCAAUGGCAAUUGCUACAAACGAGAGCAGAAAUGUGACUUCACUGAUGACUGUGGAGAUGGAACUGAUGAAUUGGAUUGUGGGACAUCCUGCUCAUUUGAACAUGGCCACUGUGGUUGGAAAAGCAGCCCGGCAGACACCUUUAGUUGGGCUCGUGGUGUCGGCUCCAUUCAUAUGAUUAGACCUCCUCAUGAUCACACCCUUAAAAAUGAAAGCGGCCACUUUGUAUAUCUGGCAGCCACUCCUGUGGGAUUGAAGGGUGAUAAAGCUCACAUGAGAAGUUCUGUGUGGAAGCAGUCUAGUGCCAUAUGUAAACUCACCUUCUGGUACUAUAUUUCUGAGAAAGCCACAGGAAUCAUCCGGCUCUUCGCUAAGACAGAAAAUGAGCUGAGGGAGGUGUGGACAGAGCGGCAGAUGCAAAGGGAAUGGAGAAGAGCGGAGGUAUCUCUGAAGAGCCUGAGGAACUUUAUUCUCAUAUUUGAAGCAGUUCGAACACAAGACGUGAGUGGUGGAGCGGCUCUGGAUGACCUGCAGUUCAUUGACUGUGCACCACGAGCUGUGCAUCCUGGAUCAUGCCCUGCUGUUACAGAUUUUGUGUGUAAUAAUGGAGACUGUAUAGAGUAUCAUUUGGAGUGUGAUGGUAAAGCUGACUGUUCUGAUGAGUCUGAUGAGAUGGACUGCAUGAAUGUUCCAGGAGCUUGUAAUUUUGAUAUGCCCAGCGACCAUUGGCAGGAGACCUGUCAGCUGUCUCAGGAUCCUCACGAUGACUUUGAUUGGGACAUAGGCUAUGGCAGAAUGCUUAAUGGGACAGGACCAUCAGCUGACCACAGCCCCAAUGGAGGAGGGGGCUACCUGUAUGUGAACUCCAGUGCGCAGACAGAAGGAGAUAUCGCCAGAUUAAUAAGCCAGCUGGAGUUUCCUGCGAGUGUCGGUAUAUGUCAUCUGCGCUUUUGGUUCCACAUGUACGGCUCACAUCACAUGGGUACACUGAAGGUGUAUACCGUGGGCCGCAGUGGAACACCCCUGCUAAUGUGGGCAACAUGUGGAAACCAUGGAGACAACUGGCAUUAUGCUAAUGUGAUCUUAUCAAAUGCAUCACCCUUCAGAGUGAUCGUUCAGGCAGAAGUGGGAGCAGACCAGUGGACUGACAUUGCUGUGGAUGACAUCUCUUUCUCUAGACAAUGUCUUGUUGGAGGUCCAGUGACCCCCAUCCCACAAACAUGCCACAAGGAGCACUUCCAGUGUUUGUAUCUGUUUGAGUGUAUACCACUGAGUUGGCACUGUGAUGGUGAGGAGGACUGUCUGGACAGCUCAGAUGAGGAGAUGUGUGCGAGUGUGGUACCUGGCACUAUGCCUCCUCAGAUAGGGUGUGAGACGGGAGAAUACCGCUGCAUGAACAACAGCUGUAUUCCAGCGCUGCUGCUCUGCGAUACGGUUUUAGACUGCCCAGAUGGAGAAGAUGAAUAUGGAUGCCCUGUUAAGAUAUGUGAUGAUGGAGAACUAGUGUGUGAGGCGACAGCAGACUGUGUAGCGUAUCAGAGUCGAUGUGACAAUAUUGUUGACUGCCCACCUUUUGACUCUGAUGAGUCCAGCUGCUAUGAGUGUCCCAUUGGGUACUGUCUCAAUGGAGGGAGGUGUGCAGUAAAGGAAAACGGACCAGUAUGCAUUUGUCCAUCACAGUGGAUUGGUAUUCGUUGCCAUAUCAAAGAAAAAACUUUUUUUACAACCGCUUCCACAACACCUGUGAUACCAGAUAGUAAACUAGCUGUCAGUGUUGGAUUAAGUGUAGCUUUGAUCCUGGUGGUCAUUGCAACUGGAGUCAUUUUGUUCUUGUUAUUUCAAAGGAGACAUUCACUAAAAGACUCCAGUCUUAUUGAUAAUGAAGAGUUGGAUUGCUCAACCUUUGACUCUCAGAAAAAGCUGCCCUCUCUUGAGGUUAGACCCAGGUGGCCAGUACAUCCUCGACUAAACAUCAGCGUUUACCCGUGGAGAGAGGAUCCAAAGGUCUCCAGCUCAAAGGAAAACAAGCUCUCUUUCUCCAACCCACUCUACAAGUGCUCAAACAGUCCUGAAGCUUGAAGAAAACACACACGCAAACACUGGCUGUCACGUCCCUAUAGAUUUAGAGUGUUUUCCACUUCAUUUGAGCCUCCCUGAUAACAUGGCUGUACUUGCUUAAGGUUUAGAGGGCUUUUUUUUUUAAACACAAACUCGUGGGAGGAAAAAUUGAGACCACAAACAAGUUCCAAUUAAGCAAAAUGAAGCAGUUAAACUAUAUCUGUCAUAAAAAAGAAAGUUUCUUAUAAUAAUCUGACAUGUAACACAUUCCUUAUGUUGUGAAAUCUCUCUGAGGCACUGAAAUUAAACUUCAAUCUUUCUUAUUACAAGAGCUAACACUUAGCCCCUCAUGUUAUGCUGAAAGAUGCCUGUAUGUUC
This is a messenger RNA of Sinocyclocheilus anshuiensis, 5487 nucleotides long. It is a transcript of the gene malrd1, whose product is annotated as MAM and LDL receptor class A domain containing 1. NCBI's taxonomy places the organism in Eukaryota, Metazoa, Chordata, Actinopteri, Cypriniformes, Cyprinidae. The record is from RefSeq and is a predicted model, not a curated record. Gene Ontology annotation, molecular function: protein binding. The transcript is spliced from 32 exons. The coding region runs from base 1 to 5130 and encodes 1709 amino acids. Gene Ontology annotation, cellular component: membrane.